Acaulospora morrowiae is the source of this 324-nucleotide messenger RNA. Lineage: Eukaryota; Fungi; Glomeromycota; Glomeromycetes; Diversisporales; Acaulosporaceae. The record is from the annotation of a GenBank genome assembly.
AUGUCAAGCGAACAAACGCCGACGCCUUCUGAUUCAAAACCAAAUAGUGGGAGUGGAGAUCACAUUAAUCUAAAAGUGGUCGGAAACGAUCACAAUGAAAUGUUUUUUAAAAUCAAACGAAGCACGCAACUGAAAAAAUUGAUGGACGCAUUUUGUACGAGGCAGGGCAAAUUGCUAAAUUCGGUUCGAUUUCUAUAUGACGGUGAACGCAUACGUGAGGAUCAAACUCCUCAAGAGUUGGAUAUGGAAGAUGGGGACACCAUUGAUGUGAUGGUCGAGCAAACAGGCGGUAGCGCUCUUGCAACACAACGAAAUCAAAGUUAA